AUGAAAGACGAUCGAUUCACAAUAAUUGUUUCCCUUCUGUUGGGCUUUCUCGAGUUCACAUUCCGAUUCGGCUAUGAUAUAAUGGCAUUCACCGUCGAAUCGGUCAUGUAUUCGGUGAAGGGACGAUGCAAGGAUUGUAUUAUCGAUUUUGCGGGAUAUUAUGGACAAGGUGUCUACUACGUUUUUUACACAGUUUCCUGCCUGAUCAGCCCUGGAAUUCUCCAUUCGAUCGGAAUCCGAAACACUCUUCUACUCUCGGUUUUAUGUUUUGGCACCUAUGUCACAAGUUUUCUCUACAUUCGAAACUUUAUCUAUUUCCCAGCGGCUGCCUUGGCUGGAUUCGGGUGUUCCUUGUUCUACUUGGCCACUGCUGCGUAUUCGGCGAAACACUCAACGAGUGCAACCUUUUCGAGAAAUCAAGGAAUAUAUUGGAUGAUUGCUCGAACAGGUGUGGCAGCCUGUGGCCUGAUGAUGAUCUUCACAAAUCAUUCGAGUGCUGGAGAGCUUUUGGGGAAUCAAACAGUGACGACAAACUAUCGUCACUACUCUGAAUUUGAGCUUAAUUUUCUGACGAUUGGAUCGAUUAUCGUUCAAAUCUUGUCCUUUUUCAUUGCCUUUUUUCUCCCAAUGAGAGAAAUCACCGGCUCGAUAUUCAGUCAACGAAAAGUCACCACAAUGAUAGAGCAAUUAGAAGCUUUUCUCAAAAAUCUCUUUGAUAUCGACAUUCUAUUGUUGGUUCCAUUCCAUAUUUUUGCUGGAAUGUAUGUCGCUUUUUUGCUCACCGUUUACCCGACGACGGUGUUGUUUACUAGUGAUUUUGCGACGUAUCGAGACCUAGUUGGCUACAUUUGCAUGGCAUUAGCAGUUGGAGAAAUAGCAAUCGGUCUCUUCAUCAGUUUGAUGAGUUGCAAGUUCAAAAAUUUCGGUUUAUGGCCGGUGUUUUUAAUGACUCUUGGAAGCUUUGCGAUCAGUGUGUCCUUAUUGGUGCUCUUCACUCCAGAAAUGGCUUCAAUCAAGCCCACAAAUGGGAAAGCGAUUUUGGGAACAAGUCUUAUUGCAGCUCUUCUAAUGGGUGCACUAAAUGGAGUGAUUGAUGGAUGUCAGAGUAACGUUCGGAUGGUCUUAUCGGCCACGAUUUUACCCUCAAAUCCGGCGAUUGCUUUCAGCAUAGCGAGAUUUUGGCAGGCAGCAGCUUCGGCAAUGUUCUGUUUGGUCAGCACUCGCUUAACUGUUUAUCAAUUGGCUACUCUGCUCACUUUCUCAAUGAUGACGGCUGCCAUUGGAUUCUCGAUAUUGACGAGAAGGCUGAGAAAUCGUGAAAUGAAAAGA
Molecule: messenger RNA, 1329 nt
Organism: Mesorhabditis belari
Lineage: Eukaryota; Metazoa; Nematoda; Chromadorea; Rhabditida; Rhabditidae
Source: the annotation of a GenBank genome assembly